Molecule: messenger RNA, 732 nt
Organism: Macrobrachium nipponense
Lineage: Eukaryota; Metazoa; Arthropoda; Malacostraca; Decapoda; Palaemonidae
Exons: 4
Coding region: 1-732 (243 amino acids)
Source: RefSeq, a predicted model, not a curated record
AUGUGUGAACUACAGAAGGCUAAAUAUUCUCAAGACUGGACCUUCUCAAAGGUUGACAAUAUUUUCAUCUUCUCUGCAUCAAAAAAGGAGCACCUCCAACACCUACACAUGGUUCUCCUACGUCUGCAAGAAAAUGGCCUUGUCAUCCAAUAUGGCAAAUGCUCCUUUACCCUCAAGAGGGUAGAAAUUCUUGGGGCACCUUAUAACACCGGAGGGUUAUUGCCACCACCUUUGGCCCCACUCUAUAAAGUCCUCAAGGGCAAGCCCAAGGCCGUCAUCUGGGGACCCUCACAAGAAGCCACCUUCACCUUCACCAAAAAUGCACUUGCCAAGGCCACCACCCUCUCAUUCCCUUCACCAGGUCAUUCUCUACUGCUUUCACUGGACACCAGCGAUGUAGCCAUAAGAGAUAUCUUGGAACAGAUCAUCCAUGGCCAUCCUCGACCCCUCGCUUUUUUUUUGCGCUGCCACUUGUCAGUCAUCGCCAAAUUCAACUGCAUCCUUCAUCCUGUCCCUGGGAAAUACAACUCCAUCGCUGACACCAUCUCCAGAAUCUCCAUUGAUGCAUUACACCUCGGUCUCGAUUACAAGCAGCUGGGGGAUAAGCAACAGCAGGACCCAGAGCUCAAUACCUGCAAGACCUCUUUAGCAUUUCUGUUCUUAGAUGACACGUCUUCGACAUCAUCUACGGUCUGGUACACCCUUCAGGAUGAUCUACAGCCAUCCUCUUAA